Rodentolepis nana is the source of this 831-nucleotide messenger RNA. The record is from the annotation of a GenBank genome assembly. NCBI's taxonomy places the organism in Eukaryota, Metazoa, Platyhelminthes, Cestoda, Cyclophyllidea, Hymenolepididae.
UCUGGGUUGGUCUAUAUCGUAGCAGACCUCUUUGAAAUUAAGUUGGUGAAGGAUACAGUGCGUUUCUUGGACAAGCCCUACACCGGUAUAGUGGGUGAGAUUCGCUACAUCUACCGCAGCUGGGUAUUUGUGUACUGCCGCACCUACCCAGAGAACUCUGGUAUGAUGGUUGCAAAAUCGAAACAGGUGGCACUCGUUGGAGGUGGCAACACGAACAGUGAGAAAAACAGCGAUGGUGCUUCAGCUUCUUCUGGAGGUCGACCGGCCAUUCAACAUCUUGCCGGAAGUCGUCGAGGUGGCCGAGGCAGCUUUGGAAAUCGUCGUGGUGGUGGUGGUAAUCAAGUGGAUAGGUCCCUUAUAGGAAAGAGCGCUCGUAUCAUUGCUCCAUGUUAUGUGUUCUCUUCUGCUAUUCUACAGGGUACACUGAAAGGGCUAACGGGCAUAAUUUGUGAUGCGACCGCGAAAGAAGUACUAAUGGAGUUGCAUUCACAAUUCAAGAAGGUGCACGUCUUGCGAAUGAAUGUCGGCCUUCUGGAUCGUUCGGGCAAUCUCAUUAAUGAUGGCAGGACUGGUGCUGGUACACCCAGGCCUACGCCAAUGCGUGAACCUCGAACACCCAUGGCGGGAUCGAUGACCCCUCGCUUGGGAAGCAUGACUCCAAGAGCAGACGCCACUCCUCUACCCUACGCUUUCAAUCCCACUUUGGCUACCCCGGCCCACUUUGCUGGCGACGACGGUUCAAGCACUCCAGGUUACCAACCAUGGCAGACACCGGAUCUUUCAAGAACUCCCCGAUCCGGUCUUACUAUGGACGACGAAGACGACGAUUGA